UGAUCUUCUUCGUGAUACUAGCUAACACCUGCAGCACCUCAGCCAUAAUAGCUACUUCUUUGAAAGUCAAAAUGGCUUUGGCAGCUACAUGCAGCAGGUCAGUCAUAUUUGUCAACCGCAAGAUUCCGUAUACUUUGAGGAAAACCAGUCUGUUGUUUUCAACUAAUGACACUAUUCUAGCUGACCAGGGGAGGAGACCACCAUCAAAGAAACAGUGGAGAAAACGUCAAAAGAAACCUCCCUGGACUGAUCAUCUGUCCUGGGAGGAAAGGCUGGCUGAUGUGGUUACCCCCCUGUGGAGGCUGAGUUAUGAUGAGCAACUUGAGCUCAAGCAAAAGCACCAGGAAAGGAUACUGUCUCAGCUCUCUGGGUAUCUCUCAGGUGACUUACAAACACAAUUCUCAUCACCUGUCAGAAGUAAACUCAGGUUCCCUGUCCUGCCUAUUCUGCCAUCGCCAGUGAGGGAUGGCUACCGCAACAAGUCUACGUUUUCUGUCAACAGAGGAGUGGAUGGAAAUCCAAAAACAGUCGGAUUUUACAUGGGCACAGGCAGGGAGGGAAACAUUGUCUGCAUCAACGGAGACCACCUGCUCAACAUGCCGGAGAAGCACAAACUGGUAGCCAGAGGCUACCAGGACUUCAUCCGCCUCUCUUCCCUGGAGCCCUGCCUGCUGUUCCACACUGGGGGUCACUGGAGAGAGGUCACGGUGAGGACCAACGCAGAGGGCCGCACCAUGGCUAUAGUGUACUUUCAUCCACAGAUGCUCACCCCAGAAGAGGUGGCAAUGCAUAAGGCUGACCUGGCGGAUUACUUCACGCGGGGGCCUGGAUCAGUCUGUCAGCUGGACUCACUGUUCUUCCAGGAGAGCACCAUGACUCGCUGCACUCAUGAGGAAUCCCCCUACCAGCUCCUGCAUGGUCAGCCUCACAUAUACGAGGAGGUGCUGGGCUUCAAGUUCCGCAUUUCUGCCGAUGCCUUUUUCCAGGUGAACCAGGCAGCUGCUGAGGUGCUGUAUGGCACAGUGAGAGACCUGUGUGUCCCAAACCACGAGCAAGGUGGAGGAAGAACAAAAGUUGGUGGUACUCUCCUAGAUGUGUGCUGUGGGACGGGUGCCAUCGGAAUUACUAUAUCUCCCAGAGUGGACAGAAUUAUUGGUAUAGAGCUCAUAGAACAGGCAGUGGAAGAUGCUAGACACAACGCAGCUCUCAAUAAUGUACUGAACUGUGAGUUUAUCCCUGGGAAGGCAGAGGUGGUGCUUCCUGGCCCUAUGCCUCAGUUGAUCGCCGCAGGUGGAGGCCUUGUGGCAGCUGUUGUAAACCCUGCUCGAGCUGGCCUGCACCAGAGAGUGGUCCGAGCUUUACGAAACCAACCUGCUAUCCGCAGGCUGGUGUAUGUGUCCUGUAAACCGGAUGGAGAGGCUAUGAGGAACUUCAGGGAGCUUUGCUGUGCUCCUGACCCGCAGAAGAAACUCACAGGAGAGGCAUUUUCUCCAACUCUGGCUGUACCUGUGGAUAUGUUCCCACAUACUCCUCAUUGCGAACUGGUGCUACUUUUUGAGAGGUAACAAAUACUUUUUGUUCAGAUGUGGGCUUCAACCCUUCAACAACAUCUCUGGUUGCUUUAGAAAGCUAAUAUGUAGUUGAGUAAUGAUGCACUGUAUGCUAGAUGAUAAUGCAAAUGUAACCACCUACAAAAAUCUUACACUCACGGUUCACCCACACACAUGUUUUCACUUAUUUACUUGAUUAGACCUCCUUUUGGGACUUUGUAGUAGGGCUGCAACAAAUGAAUAUUUUCAUUCUCGAUUAAUCUGUCAAUUCUUUUUUUCCAUUGAUCAUUUGGUGUAUAAAAUAUCAGAAAUUAGAGCCCAAGGGGACAUUUUCAAGUUGCUUGUUUUGUCUAACUAACAAUACAAAACACAAAGAUAUUCAAUUUACAGUCAUAUAAAACAGAAAUCCUUACAUUUGAGAAGUUGGAACCAGCAAUGGUGGCUGGCGAUUAAUUUUCUUCUGAUCGACUAAUCGGCUCUGCUUGCCUGUUCAUUUAGAUAACUUACACCUUUAUUAAUCUUACAGUGCAUCUGGAUAGUAUUCACAGCGCUUCACUUUUUCCACAUUUUGUUAUAUUACAGCCUUAUUCCAAAAUGGAUAAAAUUCAUUUUUUUCCUCAAAAUUCUACAAACAAUACCCCAUAAUGA
Molecule: messenger RNA, 2198 nt
Organism: Siniperca chuatsi (mandarin fish)
Lineage: Eukaryota; Metazoa; Chordata; Actinopteri; Centrarchiformes; Sinipercidae
Gene: trmt2b
Product: tRNA methyltransferase 2 homolog B
Exons: 2
Coding region: 72-1565 (497 amino acids)
Biological process (GO): RNA processing
Molecular function (GO): tRNA (uracil(54)-C5)-methyltransferase activity, S-adenosyl methionine-dependent
Source: RefSeq, a predicted model, not a curated record